Molecule: messenger RNA, 1579 nt
Organism: Cololabis saira (Pacific saury)
Lineage: Eukaryota; Metazoa; Chordata; Actinopteri; Beloniformes; Belonidae
Gene: chmp3
Product: charged multivesicular body protein 3
Exons: 6
Coding region: 106-768 (220 amino acids)
Biological process (GO): endosome transport via multivesicular body sorting pathway; protein transport; late endosome to vacuole transport
Cellular component (GO): ESCRT III complex; multivesicular body
Source: RefSeq, a predicted model, not a curated record
GGCGGGGCCAGAGCAGGAAGUGCUGGUGUAACAAGCUCGGCUAGCCAGCUAGUUGCCGUCAGAUAGGUUAGCUUCUUUUUUUUUUUUUUUUACUCAGUAAUUAACAUGGGUCUGUUCGGCAGAACACCAGAUAAACCUCCCAAAGACUUGAUCAAUGAAUGGUCUCAGAAAAUCAGGAAGGAAAUGAGAGUGAUUGACAGACAAAUACGAGAUAUUCAAAGAGAACAAGAAAAAGUUAAGCGAUCCAUCAAAGAUGCUGCAAAAAAGGGCCAGAAAGAUGUAUGUGUGAUCCUUGCCAAAGAGAUGAUUCAGUCAAAACGGGCUGUUUCAAAACUUUACGCUUCCAAAGCCCACAUGAACUCUGUGCUUCUUGGCAUGAAGAAUCAGCUUGCCCUUCUUCGUAUAGCUGGAGCCCUGCAGAAAAGCACAGAGGUUAUGAAGGCCAUGCAGAGUCUUGUCAAAAUCCCAGAGAUACAGCUCACCAUGAGGGACCUUUCCAAGGAAAUGAUGAAGGCUGGCAUCAUUGAGGAAAUGCUGGAAGACACAUUUGAAAGCAUGGAAGAUGGAGAGGAAAUGGAGGAAGAAGCAGAGGAGGAAGUUGACAAGAUCCUCUUUGAGAUUACAGCAGGUGCCCUUGGCAAAGCACCAAGCAAAGUCACAGAUGCCCUGCCAGAUCUGCAGCCUGCUGGAGCAACUGCAGCGUCAGAAGAUGAGUCAGAGGAGGACUUGGAAGCAAUGCAGUCAAGACUGGAAGCUCUGAGGAGCUAAGGUGGACUGCCCCGGUCAGAGUCAGUAGGCACGUGAACAGAGACAGUUCUGGUGCAGGGUUUACAGUGCGGAGCAUCCUCUUUGCUUUUUAUUAUAAUUUUGCAUAAUCAUUUGGGGUUAACAUUUGCUAUGACAGUGUUUUUUCUUGAAUACAGCGUAAGAAAAAGUGGUUCAGCUUCCUGUCUUUUAUCAUCAGACAUACUCCAAGUAUGUCCGUAUUUUCCAAAGUCAAGCAGAAGGUUUAGGGAAGUGUAUAUAAUGUAAGUAUAAAAAGCCUUCUGUGCCUACAGUGCUCUAUUCUUUUUUUCCUAUCUUAAGUUAUGGACUGGUUAUGGAGGUUCUUUAGUCUAUGACCCAAACAGAUGAUUGAAUAACGGCUGAUAAAUCAAAUCACACAGUAGCUCACAUGGCAGCAGUAGUUUUAUCUCUUAGGGCACCUUUUUGUGAGCCACAGCUGUUUCUGUGCAUCAGUUAUUAGCCUAAAAUAUCUUUGACACUAGAGUUGAUGGAGUUUUUGCUUCGUUCAGUAAUUUUCUGUACAGACAAACUGUAUCUGUUCUGUAUGUGAUCAUUCAUGUACGAGUACACUCAUCAGAAAAAUGCAUGCAUACUACUUUGACCCAUGCCUUGCUUAAACACUCAACUUGUUAAAUGUUUUUGACUUUGGAUCAUGAUGGGUCUUUCUCCACAGGAUGAUACUGAGGAGGUAAAAAUGUUGGUUGGUGCAUAAAUAUGUAUUGUUAAAGUACUGUGUGUAUAAUUUUUCUAUAUAAACUGGAAAAAAAAGACUAAUAAACUUUUAAGAAAGAAA